Vidua chalybeata is the source of this 1374-nucleotide messenger RNA. RefSeq names its product dynein axonemal assembly factor 10 (gene DNAAF10). The coding region runs from base 26 to 1108 and encodes 360 amino acids. The record is from RefSeq and is a predicted model, not a curated record. The transcript is spliced from 8 exons. Gene Ontology annotation, molecular function: ubiquitin binding. Lineage: Eukaryota; Metazoa; Chordata; Aves; Passeriformes; Viduidae.
GGGGGGGGGGCGGGAGCGGCGCGGGAUGUCGGCGGUGCUGGGAGCCGAGCGGCCGCAGGUGGUGUCGCACGUCCAGCAGGCGCUGAGCUACACCGUGUUCGAUUGCAAGUGGGUGCCCCGCAGCGCCCGCCUGCUGUGCCUGGGCAGCGCCGCCCGCGGCACCGGCGUCCUCCAGCUGUACGAGCUGCACGGAGCCCGUCUGGAGCUGCUGCGGGAGAUCGAAAAGCCCAAACCUAUAAAAUGUGGAACUUUUGGUGCUACAUCUCUGCAGCAAAGAUACUUAGCUACAGGAGAUUUCGAUGGAAACCUUAACAUAUGGAAUUUAGAAGCUCCUGAAAUACCAGUGUAUUCUGUGAAAGGUCAUAAGGAAAUCAUAAACAGUAUAGAUGGUGUAGGUGGCUUAGGAAUUGGGGAAGGUGCACCAGAAAUUGUGACUGGCAGUCGAGAUGGAACUGUGAAGGUGUGGGACCCAAGGCAGAAUGACACUCCUGUGGCUAGUAUGGAACCUGUACAGGGGGAGAGCAAGAGAGACUGCUGGACUGUGGCAUUUGGCAAUGCUUACAAUCAAGAGGAACGUGUUGUAUGUGCCGGAUAUGACAAUGGGGACAUUAAAUUGUUUGACUUAAAAACCAUGUCACUACGAUGGGAGACCAACAUUAAGAAUGGGGUUUGCAGUGUGGAGUUUGACAGAAAAGAUAUAAAUAUGAAUAAGCUGGUGGCCACAUCGCUUGAGGGAAAAUUCCAUGUUUUUGAUAUGAGAACUCAGCAUCCAACCAAAGGUUUUGCUUCUGUUUCAGAGAAGGCACAAAAAUCAACCAUUUGGCAGGUUCGGCACCUGCCACAGAACAGAGAUAUAUUUAUGACAAGUGGAGGAUCUGGGAGCCUUCAUCUCUGGAAAUAUGAGUACCCAGCCCAGCGCUCGAAGAAGGAUUCGGAAGGAUCUGAGAUGGGGGUGGCAGGGUCUCUUAGUCUCUUGCAAAAUGUGACUCUGUCAACACAGCCCAUCUCUAGCCUGGACUGGAGCCCUGACAAGAAGGGACUUUGUGUCUGUGGGUCUUUUGACCAAACUGUGAGGGUGCUGAUAGUUACAAAGCUUAACAAAAUUUGACAAGAAAACUAGAAUUUCUGAUGAGAAAGCAAUAUAGUUUGCAGUCUGUAAAUAUGGGAGGGGGAGCCCUUCUAUUUCUAAUUUAAUUUCUUUAAUAAAACUGGAUUAAAGAAAUAGAAGCCAGAUUUUUCUAUUGAAAGUUCAGAUACGUGCAAUCAGAGUUGUUUGGCUGAUUGUGCUGUGAUGACUUGAAGUUGCCUGGGCACAAAAUUUAACCUUGUAGAAAUGUGAAUUUACACUGAAAAUAAAAUGUGCCUUUGUGUUAA